This is a messenger RNA of Acipenser ruthenus (sterlet), 3728 nucleotides long. Its product is annotated as amphiphysin-like. Gene Ontology annotation, biological process: synaptic vesicle endocytosis. The transcript has 27 exons. The record is from RefSeq and is a predicted model, not a curated record. NCBI's taxonomy places the organism in Eukaryota, Metazoa, Chordata, Actinopteri, Acipenseriformes, Acipenseridae. Gene Ontology annotation, molecular function: phospholipid binding; protein binding. The coding region runs from base 174 to 2678 and encodes 834 amino acids. Gene Ontology annotation, cellular component: synaptic vesicle; plasma membrane; cytoplasm.
AAACGGGGUCAUUCUGUCUUUCUGGAAUUCUAUAAAAACAUCACUUCACGUUACGUGUUACAUACUGUAAAGUACUGUUCCUUUAAGAGGACCUCCCCCCUCCCGUUUGCUUUGUCCAUCACACUUUCUCCGGGUACUCGAGCCCUGCUCAGUUCACUUCAGCACCAGCAGCCAUGGCCGAGAUCAAAACGGGCGUCUUCGCAAAAAAUGUCCAGAAAAGGAUCAGCAGAGCGCAGGAAAAGGUGCUUCAGAAGUUGGGGAAAGCCGAUGAAACAAAAGAUGAACAGUUUGAGCAGUUCAUCCAGAACUUCAAGAAACAGGAGGCGGAGGGGACAAGGCUGCAGAGAGAACUGCGGGGAUAUUUAGCUGCAGUCAAAGCGAUGCAGGAGGCCUCCAUGAAGUUAACAGAGUCUCUACAUGAAGUCUAUGAACCUGAGUGGUAUGGCGCGGAUGACAUCAUGCUCAUUGGAAAGGGCUGUGAUGCUCUAUGGGAAGACUUUCAUCAGAGGCUGGUGGAUGGGGCCCUUAUAACAUUGGAUACUUACCUGGGACAGUUUCCUGACAUUAAAACUCGCAUUGCGAAGCGUAGCAGGAAGCUGGUGGACUAUGACAGCGCCAGGCAUCACUUAGAGUCCCUACAGAACGCCAAAAGAAAAGAUGAUGGCAAAAUCACUAAGGCAGAAGAAGAAUUCAACAAAGCACAAAAAGUAUUUGAAGAACUAAAUGUAGACUUGCAAGAAGAGCUCCCGUCUUUGUGGGACAGUCGAGUUGGUUUCUACGUGAACACAUUCAAGAAUGUAACAAACCUGGAGUCAAAGUUUCAUAAAGAAAUUUCAGUUCUGUGUCACAAGCUGUAUGAGGUGAUGACCAAGCUGGGAGAGCAACAUGCUGACAAGGCCUUUACUAUCCAAGGAGCUCCAAGUGAUACUGGUCCACUGCGAAUUGCCAAGACACCCUCGCCCCCAGAUGAACCUUCCCCGCCUGGCAGUCCUGAAGCCAGCCCCAAUCACAUGCUGGCACCCGCCUCACCAGCACCAGCUCGUCCAAAGUCUCCAACACAGCUAAGAAAGGGUCCUCCUGUCCCACCUCCUCCAAAACUCACCCCUACGAAAGAACUGCAUCAGGAACAAAUCCUCAACUUGUUUGAGGACAACUUUGUCCCAGAAAUCAAUGUCACCACACCCUCACAGAAUGAAGGACCAUGGGCUGUGAAAGAGGAGUCGUUACUUGAUCUGGAUUUCGACCCCUUCAAACCUGAUGCAACAACGCCGAUAGGGAAGACUCAGUCCCCCAGUUCUCAGGCAUUACCAUGGGAUUUGUGGACGGCAAGCGCUGGGCCAGCACAGCCUCUUGACUCUUCAAAAAGUCUCUCUCUCUGUAACCUCUCUGUGGAUGACAGCACUCAAAGUCACAAUGCAGAAGACUUUACCCGAUCAUAUUCUGACCAGGGUUCAAGCGGUGGCUUAGCAACAAGCUGGGGCUUAGACUUUAGCACCGCUAGUGUCAGUCAGGAGAUGGCAGCUAACAGAGACUCUGAGCAGCUGUCUUCCCAAGGAGAACAAGGAGGGACUGCGGAUGAAGUUCACCAGUAUUGUUCGGACCUUAGGAAUCCUGUAGAGGGACAGGAGUGGCCCCCAGCAGACAGCUGGCAGGAAGCACCUCUGGAGGAGCAGGCAGAUACUGCAGAUGCAGAGGUAUCCAACAAUGCUUUUAAUGGAUUCUCUCAGCUGGAUGCGGGCACCUCCAUGUUUACCUCCGAUUCUAACCAGAGUGUGUUCAAUACAAUGCCUGAUGCAGAAGUCCCUCCUGUUGUGGAUUCUCGGGCCCCUGAGGCCCCCUCUGAGCCAGCCCAGGAAACUCUGCCAGCUGAGCCUCAGCAGGCAACAGAGAAGGCCGUGGACAAUGUUGAGGCGGAAGUGAAAGAGCCUGUAGUAAGCGCUGAGGCAGAGAGCAUGGAGGCUACAACAGUGGAUGUGGAAAGUGAAUCGCCCCCAGCAAAAGAUUUGGCAUCAGCAGUGGAUGUAGAAAACGAAUCCCCCACAACACAGGCUCCGGCUUCAGCAGUGGAUGUGGAAACUGAGUCCCCAACUGCACAGGCUCCGAAUUGCAUAGCAAAUGGUAGAACACAUAAGAAUGUAGAGCCUGAAGUAGGAGAUGAAAAUAAAGAGGUUACUGAAGACACUGAGAAUAAGCAGUUCCAGGAAAAGAUGACUAUACCAUCAGUGGUCAUUGAACCAGCAUCAAACAAUGAAUGGGAUGAUGAAGAACUACAGGCUGAAGAUGUCAGAGAACCAGAGGUGGUACCUGAGCCUGACAGCAAAGUCAGUGACAGCAGGGAAAUGCCAGCAGCAAUACCAGAGGAGCCAGCAGCAGCAGCAGCUCAGGAGAGUCAGCCACUUACAGAACCAGCAGUGGAGACUAAACCUGAAGUUGCUACAACACAAAGCCUGCCUCCUGGGUACCUCUACAAGGCUGAAGCACUACAUGAUUUUGAAGCUGCAAGUUCAGAUGAACUUGAUUUGAAGAAAGGCGAUCUUGUCUUAGUCAUUCCUACUGCACUAGUGGAAGAUCAGGAAGCUGGCUGGCUAACUGGAAUUGCAGAAAAUGACUGGCUGCAGUAUCGUGAUAUCACCCAUAAGGGACUGUUUCCAGAAAACUUCACUCAACGCAUUGAAUAGAGAUCUGAGAAAGCAGACGGUUUAACCAGCUGACUGACUUCUGGGCUAAAUGCAGCAAAAAACAUGGUUCUCCGUAUUCUGGUGAUUCCAUUAGCAUAUGGCUGAAGUGGAAUUGUUUUUAAUGAUUUUAACAAUAUGAAAAAACUGGAGCAUGAAGCAAGAAUAUGGUUUCCCUUCUUCUGGAACCAAUAAAUAAAUAUAUUCUUGUUUGUUUACUUGUAAGCAGCAAUGGAUGUAUUUGUGCUUUGUUGGGAGCUAUGGUGAUCCCACAUGUAACCCCUUCCUGUGAAAAAAGAAAAAGCUCAUUGCUCUUAAGACAAUGACCUUAUCUUCUCUGCACUAAGUGUAUUGUAUGAAUUUGUUGCUCUGCAGCAGAUUUUUUUGUAACCUGUAGUGAUAUAAUAAUCUAUAUAACAGUUAAAAGUGUUACAAAGUUGCUGAGAAUUUUUUAAAUGUUUAAUUUGUCAUAAAUGUGACCCUUGCAUUGUAGAGCUGUUUUCUCUGUAGUUUCAUUGCUGCGUGUGUUGCUAUGAUGAUAUUAGGCAUUUUGGUGUUCAUAAACAAAACUUGCUAUUCCUUUGCCAAAAACAACAACAACAAAACAAUAUAGGGCGUACUGUGUAUUUCCAGUGUUAAAUAUCUAUAAUGUUUUACAAGAGAGCUUUUCACAAAUGAAGACUAUAUACUGCAGAGUGUUGUUAACACAUCCUCCAAAUAUGUGCUUCAUUCCGAUAAACUCCUAUUAAUAACUAUGAUAACAGUUGAACUCCAAAGUAAGAAAAUGCUGUAAAAGCAUCUACAAAUUAUUUAUUUGUAUAACAUUAACUAUAUUUUCCAUUUUAUUUUUUUUAAUUAAAAGCUAAUGGGGGAGGGGUGGACAGUAAUGCAAUACAUGUAACUGUUAAUAUAUCUCCCAUAGUCGUAUCUGUUCAAUAAUAGCUGAAUUAACAUUGUAGUGUGCUAACCGUCAACCUUCAUAAUAGAACCCAUUGUGAUGUACAUGUUUAUGUUAAUUUAAUGUGAAUAAAAAAUAGUUCACAAAGAUAUAAA